Danaus plexippus (monarch butterfly) is the source of this 1964-nucleotide messenger RNA. Its product is annotated as chymotrypsin-like elastase family member 2A. The record is from RefSeq and is a predicted model, not a curated record. The coding region runs from base 389 to 1927 and encodes 512 amino acids. Gene Ontology annotation, biological process: proteolysis. Gene Ontology annotation, molecular function: serine-type endopeptidase activity. The transcript has 10 exons. NCBI's taxonomy places the organism in Eukaryota, Metazoa, Arthropoda, Insecta, Lepidoptera, Nymphalidae.
UAUACGUGACAUUAAAUGUUCAAGAUGAAAAUUUAGUCGUAAACCUAAAACCAGCAGAAGGUUUCCAACGCUGUUUUAAUAUACAAUAUUUAGUACAAAUUGUUAAACAAGUGGAAUAAGUGCUGUGACAUGAAAAUAAAAGGGAUAUUCAUAUUAAUAAUAUUCUCAUCAUGCGUGGUUAAAGUUAAAAAUAUACCAGGUCAUGCGAUCCCGAUGCACCGGGAGUAUUUCUGUAAGGACAACAAUGAAAUAUAUUCAACCCUUAUUCCCACUGUGGACUACUUUAGUGUGUCAGAAUACAACUAGAUACGAGCGGCGCAAUAACAGUAGGAAAUGAAGUAGAAGUAAUUACAAUAGAACAUGACACAAUCAAUAAUGUUCCAAGUACAUGGUAUUGAAGGAAGUAAAAUGGUUGUCUUUCAAAGUUAUAGGGAAAUUGGCACCUCACCACGCUCCUUACAUAAUUAGUUUAAAAAUAAAUGAUGUCGAAAACUGCUACGAGCCUCAUCGAACGUAUUUCAGUUUAUUUGAAUCCCUUGGAGUGACAAAGUUUUUUGAGGCACCUGAUCAAUUGUGUGGACGACGAAAAAUAGAUAGAAAGUACACUGAUCUUAUAGUGAAUGGCUCUCCCACAAAGUAUGGUGACUGGCCGUGGCACGCCGCUAUAUAUCGCUAUCGCAAGGCUUCUCUUAAAUACAUAUGUGGGGGUACGCUCAUCACCAAAGUUCUAGUCUUAACAGCAGCUCACUGCGCCACAAUAAGGGGAGAAACGGUCAUUUCGGAAAGCCUUGGCGUUGUACUCGGCAAAUAUACGCUAUACUCCAACGAUAUAGCCGUACAAUCAAAAGAGGCGGAAAAAACAUAUGCAAGAAUAUAUCCCUAUGACAAUAAUGAAUUUUCAAUUCGUUUUUUUGCUGAACAUGAUGGUUUGGGUUUCAAAGUCCAUGGAAAAAAAAUAGGAGUUGUUCCAUAUAUUACUAGUUUGACAAUUAAUUCUCAAGAAUAUUGUUCAAAACCAGCCCUGGGAUUUCUUGAUGGAUAUGUGUCGGGAUAUAAAGACUAUGCAGAAAGUGAAAAUCGUAAGUUAGAAGGGAACUGUGGUAGACGUAAAGUAUCGCACACAGAAUUAAUAGUCAAUGGAUCUCCCACUAAACCCGGUGACUGGCCCUGGCACACCGCAAUAUAUAGACUGGAUAGAUCACAAAUCAAAUAUAUUUGCGGAGGAACACUUAUUUCUAAAUAUUUUGUAUUAACAGCUGCACACUGCACAUCAAUAAGAGGAGUUGCGCUUCUACCCGAAGUGUUAAGUGUUGUUCUUGGUAAAUACAACUUAAUUGGUGGGGAUUUAGCUUCGGAAGAAAGAGAAAUUCAUCAGAUAAUUGUUCACGAGCAAUACGACAAAAGAUCGUUGGACAACGACAUUGCAUUGCUGAAAUUAAAAACCGAAGCAGUAUUUACUGACUAUAUUCAACCAGCUUGCUUGUGGUACAGCAAAGCUUCGGAAAAAUUCUCCGGUCGUGAGAUAAUUGGCAAAGUCGUUGGAUGGGGUUUUGAUAAUACCGAUAACUUAGCGCUCAAGCUCCGACAAGCUAGUGUCCCGUUAGUUUCAGAUGUUGUUUGUAUCAAAAGUAAUGCUGUUUUCUAUUCAAAGGUGCUCAAUGGCAAUAAAUUUUGUGGUGGAAAUCACAAUGGUACUUCGGCAUGUAAUGGUGAUAGCGGUGGAGCUUUCCAAGUGUUUAUUCCUGAUGAUGCACAGGAUCAAAGUGUGAACGCGUCAGGAGCUUGGCACGUCCGAGGAAUCGUGUCGCAGACGAUAUCAAGAUUUGACGUGCCGAUAUGUGAUCCCCACCAAUACGUUGUGUUCACGGAUGUAGAAAAGUAUAGAUCUUGGAUCGAUAAGCAUUUAGAGAUAAAUAAUGAAAUGUAAAAUAUUAAAAAAAAUAUAAUGAUUAUAAUUGUUCCAA